Pyricularia oryzae 70-15 is the source of this 1281-nucleotide messenger RNA. RefSeq lists its product as uncharacterized. The record is from RefSeq and is a predicted model, not a curated record. The transcript is spliced from 4 exons. The coding region runs from base 1 to 1281 and encodes 426 amino acids. NCBI's taxonomy places the organism in Eukaryota, Fungi, Ascomycota, Sordariomycetes, Magnaporthales, Pyriculariaceae.
AUGUCAGACCAGAAUCAGGACAUGGCCAGGAUAUGGCAGCCUGGACCAGAUGACCCGCUUACGAAAUGUCAGAACAAGAUACACGACCUCGGAGCUGAGCUUCUCGGCUACGUUAGACGGGGCGAUGGAACGCCGGCGUACUUCGACUGCGAUGAUGACACGGGCGCGCGUACAUUCGUGAUUUUUGAUAUCCCGCCCAAGAGCGAGUCGCUCACCACGAUCAAAGUUGAUUUGAAACGAAGUGAGGCAAACGUGAAAAGGCUGGAGGAACAGCUUGCGACCCAGAACCUCGAAAUAAUGGCGCUCAAGGAGUUCUACGACAAGAUCAAAGGCACCGAGCUGAAAGCAGUGAAGCCACUCGCAGGCGCAUCAUCCCAGGGCUCAGAUCCACUUUCGGAUCGACAAAGGGGCCUAAUGCGGAUGGCGACCCGUCGCCAUCCAACGAGGAUCAAGGCGAAAAGGCCUGAUAGUAGCGGGCAAGACCAGUCUGAUAGGAACCUCACCGGCAGGAACAAACCCCGGGACCGUGGUUCUAAUGCUGAAGACAGCGAAAGCACCGAAAGCGACCCUUCCGCCGUCGAAGAUUCGGAAUACUCAGGCGCAGAUCCCAUGAAUUCCUCCGACAGCGAAGCCAAGGCCAAGAAGAAAACGCCCAAUCCUAAAAAGCGAGCUGCUGCUACCACCGCCCCCUCUCACACUCCACAGCGAAAGAAGGCAAAGGCAAAGGAGCCCGAGCCCGAUCGAGAGCCCGAAACAUACAAGACAGCUGGCGGUGAAGUCCUCGUAGAGGGCAACUUCAUUUUUCUGCGCGACAUUCAGGAGAUGCCCAUUAAGCGCCGACCCUAUGUGUUUGAGUAUCCCGAAGAUUCCAAUAAUUUCUGGGUGCUCCGAUGUCCCUCGUCACAUUGUAACAUGUCCGCCCACACUGGCUGGUUCGUCGACCAUCCCGUGUACAAGGACUAUGCUGUGAAUCACUACAUGGCUUUUCACGAACGAAGCAGAUCAAUGCAAAAGAUCGUUUCCGCAGGCGGUACACGAGUUGUCCCUGACCUUGAAGAUGAAACCGAAGGAGCCAUGUCUGACGAGCAGUUCCAUGAGAAAAUCUUGAAUUUCAACGACGAAACAAAGCAGAUUCGUUUACAGACUCGUGAAUGGUCUGUUCAUCCGGAAAGGCAAGAUGACAGGUGCAAGAAGGUGGAGAAGAAAGCGAAAUGGGUUUGGAAAAAGAAGCAGGCAGAGGCUGCGCCCAGCCAGAAGAAGGGUGGGAAGACAUCAAAGUAA